This is a messenger RNA of Alnus glutinosa, 1351 nucleotides long. RefSeq names its product ER lumen protein-retaining receptor A-like. Gene Ontology annotation, molecular function: ER lumen protein retrieval receptor activity. Gene Ontology annotation, biological process: protein retention in ER lumen; endoplasmic reticulum to Golgi vesicle-mediated transport. Bases 301 to 948 code for a protein of 215 amino acids. The transcript is spliced from 6 exons. The record is from RefSeq and is a predicted model, not a curated record. Gene Ontology annotation, cellular component: membrane; endoplasmic reticulum; cis-Golgi network. Lineage: Eukaryota; Viridiplantae; Streptophyta; Magnoliopsida; Fagales; Betulaceae.
CAAAUUUGACCCGCCACAGUUUUGAGCGCCGCCCAUCUGAAAAACUCGGGUUAACACAGAAGCCAAAACGCGUACUGUGAAAAGUCCGAGCUUCCACCUCAGAACACACCGUGGAGGCCAGGCGAAGCCGUUUCCGACUGCCACGUCAUCUCCCCCUCUCUUAGUCUUUUUACGGAAGCCACAAAUAUCCGAUUCCUUCCUUCUUCGACACCUUCCUCCCGCUCCCCUCUCUCUCUCUUACACACAGAGAAUCGCUGAAAUCUAGGGCACGAAUAUUCGCCAUUUGAUCUCGGAAAAGCCAUGAAUAUCUUUAGGUUCGCCGGCGAUAUGACGCACUUGGUCAGCAUCCUGGUCCUGCUUCUCAAAAUCUACGCCACCAAGUCGUGCGCAGGGAUUUCGCUUAAGACUCAGGAGCUUUACGCACUGGUGUUUCUGACACGGUACUUGGACUUGUUCACGGACUUUAUCUCCGUCUAUAACACGGUGAUGAAGCUUGUGUUCAUAGGGAGCACUGCAGCGAUCGUUUGUUGCAUGCGGAUGCACCGGGUGGUGAGGCGUUCGUAUGAUAAACAGCUCGAUACAUUUCGCUACCAUUUUCUUAUCGCUGGGAGCUUUGCUUUGGCGCUUCUUGUGAAUGAGAAGUUUACAUUUAAAGAGAUCCUCUGGGCAUUUUCACUAUACUUGGAGGCAGUUGCGAUUCUUCCCCAGUUAGUUUUGCUUCAACGAAGUGGAAAUGUGGACAAUUUAACUGGCCAAUAUGUGUUCUUUCUUGGGGCAUACCGUGCAUUCUACAUCCUUAACUGGAUAUACCGCUACUUCACAGAGACGUAUUUCAGUCGAUGGAUAUCUUGCUUCUCUGGUCUUGUUCAGACAGCUUUAUAUGCAGAUUUCUUUUACUACUACUUUCUUAGCUGGAAAAACAAUGCAAAGCUAAAGUUGCCUGCUUAAACCAAGCAUGGAUUUUUUUUUUUUUUUUAAAUUUGAAGCUUGUUUAAUUGAAUCAUUGUUAGCGUUCGCACAGCACUGUUGGCAAAUCGAACUGUAGGGUGAUAGGAGGAAGAAGGGAUAUGGCUUUCAUAGUUUUGAAUUAUAAUAUGAUAACCCCACAUCGGUGGGUGAAAAAUUAGCAGGUUUUGGGUGGAAACACCCAUCUUACAGGCAAUUUGUAGAUCAGAUGAAGCACUCCGUGUUUGUAUGAGGUGCUAGUUUUUGGGGUGUCUUUUCUUGCCACUGCUUUUGACUUGUAAAGAUUUAUUGGGAGGUCAAAAUUGCAGAGCUAGAGUUGGGCAAUAUUUAUAGCCUUAUAGGUGGAUGUUUGGUGCAGAUAUGGUUAAAUCUUUUUUUCUUGGUA